Kwoniella botswanensis is the source of this 870-nucleotide messenger RNA. RefSeq lists its product as uncharacterized. The coding region runs from base 1 to 870 and encodes 289 amino acids. Gene Ontology annotation, cellular component: cytoplasm. Gene Ontology annotation, molecular function: aldehyde-lyase activity. NCBI's taxonomy places the organism in Eukaryota, Fungi, Basidiomycota, Tremellomycetes, Tremellales, Cryptococcaceae. The transcript has 6 exons. The record is from RefSeq and is a predicted model, not a curated record.
AUGACGGCUUCGAAUGGGACCAUUGGAGACUCCUCCAAAUUCACCGAAGAUCCCCUAUAUCAAAAGACGAUGUCGUUAGUCCGCCCAAACUGGUUAAAGGAGAAGAUGGAGGAGGGGGGUUUGGGUUUCUCAUUCGGAAUGUCCAUGACCUUUUCACCGGAUGUAGCUCUGUUAGCCAAAGUUGCUGGAUAUACUGCCGUUUUGAUCAAUCUGGAACAUUGUCGAGCCGGUAUAGAAACCGCUUGUGAUGUCGCUUGUGCCUGCUUGAAUAUUGGAAUCUCCCCUAUCUGCGUCAUACCUUCCCUACAAUCCGACUGGAUCUCUAGAUUACUUGAUAACGGUGUACAAGGUAUCAUAGUCCCCAGGACAGGCACAGCUGCUAUGGCUAAAGAGCUUGUGAAGCUCUCCAAAUUUCGACCCUUGGGUGAACGACCAUUGACUUUCACACCACAAAUGCAAUAUCAAAUGCCUCAUGCGGAGUACGCUAAACUCGCUCAAAACAAUACCACUCUGACCAUGCCGAUGAUUGAGACUGUAGAAGGCUUAGAGAAUUGCGAAGAGAUUGCAGCUGUUGAAGGUGUUGAUGCUAUCUUUGUGGGAGCAUGGGAUCUCGCCGACGAUAUGGGUAUCGGUGGACAACGUGAUAGUCCUCUCCUCUACGAAGCUCUUAGCAAGAUAUGUCGAGCAGCUAUGAAAUACAAUAAAUUCGUGGGACUGGGUGGCAUGGAACCAAGACCUGACAUCAUUUCUAGAUUGCGAAAGGAGUUCAACUGCGUAAGAUAUGUCAUGGCUGGUAGGGAUACUUCAGUCUUCCAGUCUGGUAUGGCCGCGCAAGUCAAAGCCAUUAAAGAGAUCGAGGCUUCAACAUAG